AGUGAACAUCGCUCAAAUAAUUUGUUUAAAAAUAAAAUUCGGCAUAGUAGCUCAACAGGUAGCGCGCGUGUGGAGCUGCAAAAUUUGAAAUCUUGUGCGUGCGUGUUGUUUGUGUGGAAUAAUAACAAUAAAAUAUAUAGGAAAAGCAAAUUUUCCAAAGCAAUUUACUAUAGUGGUGUGUGUUGCCGCUAAAAAUAGCAAACUAACAACAAGGGACACACGCGCUUUUCAGCUUAUCAAAAAAGAGCCCAUAAAGACGAUACAUAAUGCCGGUGAAAAAGAUAUUGCAACGGUGUAGACCCGUACCCCUGUACGUGGUACUGGUUCUAUCCAUAUGCUAUUUUAUCCUUCAAUUGUUACUCAGCCAUUGGACACACGGACUCACCCUGCUGAUGGCCUCCCAUCAUAUGUUGUGCAACAUUAUAGCACUCGGAGGUUGCAUUAUCACAAUUAAGCAUAGUAAACAGAAAACAGAAACAAAGGAUCCACCACCCAUUCAGACAAAGGCUAAUGGAAAUGGAGGAGCAGGUGUGAUUGUCAACCUCACCGAAGCGGAGGCCCAGACCAAGGCCAAGCGGGAGUGCCGGGAGCAGAAGUUACGCAAUACUUUUGGAUGGGCCAGGAUAGAUAUUCUGACCAUGUUGAUUGUGUUCAUUAUCCUGGCUUCGUUAUCCUUCUCGCUGGUGGUGGAGGCCCUGCAAACUCUGGUCCAUAUCGAUCAUCAGGAUACGAUGCAUUUACCGAUCCCAGUGAUGAUGCUGGGUUUCGUGGGAUUGAUUCUGAAUGGACUCACAUAUCUGUUGAUUGGCGGAUACACACUACACCAGGGUAGUUUCCUGCACUUGACACCCGGUGGCAAUGUGGUGCUCGAGCGUCCCAUGUCUAGCAACAUGGACGUAUCCCUGACACCGAUGCAAAGGCAGCUGAGUAAAUCGCGCAAUGAUAGACAGUUGCGUGAGGAAUUGGAGACGGAGGUGGGCAGUGUUUACUUUGCCACCAAACGUCAGGGAGCUGUAGAAAUGCUGCGCGAUGUCUCCAGCACCAUAUUUGUGAUCGUAUGUGCGGCUAUUGUCUAUGUGGCGGAGGAUGAGGAGCACACGGCCAAGUUCAUUGAUCCUGUUCUCUCCAUUUUCUCCUGUGUUCUGCUGGUGUCGCUCAGUUAUCCCUACAUGAAGGAAUCCUGUCUGAUCCUAUUACAGACCAUACCCGGCUCCAUCGAUAUGGAGAACUUUGAGCGGACUCUUGUGAGCAAAUUUCCUGAGAUUAUUAGCUAUCAUGAUCUGCACAUCUGGCAGUUGGCCGCCCAUAGCUACGUCGCUACCAUUCACAUCCAGUUCCAAAAUCCCAAACUCUAUCUCAAGAUCAUCGAUCAGGUGCGAUCGUAUUUCCAUGAUCAGGGCAUCAGGGCGGUCACUAUUCAGCCGGAGUUCUAUCCGUCCACAAACAAAGAUGCCUCCGCAUCACUGGAGUGCCUGAUGCAGUGCCAGGCAGCGGAAUGUAUCGAAAAGGUUUGCUGUCGCGACUCUCGAGCGGAUCUUCGCGAGAUUUGUGAUGCCCCAAAUGGCAGCAAAUCAUCAUCCACCUCAUCAUCGCAGGUCAAGAGCAAAUCAAAAUCCUGUGCCGAGCUGAGUUCAGUGGUUGUGGAGAAGCCCAAAGAACUGAAUCUAGGGCAGCUGAUUCAGGGUAAAGAUACCAAGGAACUGGCAAGGUCCAUGCCCAAACUGCAACAGACAUCCAUUGAUGAAGGGGCAGAAGGUGAAGCGGACUGCGGCUUGAGUUCAGCUUUGGCGAAAGGAUCUACUGACAGUCCACCGACGAGAAGCGAGUGAUUCAUCUUCAAUAAUUUAAAACAACUUGAAUCAAGGCUUAACGAUUUUAGCUAGUUAUUAAGUUUAGUGUACGAAUGUUUGCCAUAUCUAACUUGAGCUCCUUUUUUUAAGAAUGAGACGCUUAGAAAGCACUGGUUAAGCUAAUUAUUGUCAUAUGUUUUAUAGAGAAAUUAAAGAAACAAAAUAUAGGAACACUUCAGGAUAGCCAUAGCCAAAGUUAACAAGUUUAUAAUUCGAAAAAAUGUGUUUAAAAUAGAGAAAGUAUUCUUGGUAUCUUUCGAAUAUAAUUGAUAACCAAAUCGCUUCGAGUGAAUGAAUUUUUGUAGAGCUUUUUCCGGUAAAGAACCGCGCACUUAGAAGUACAAAAUCAGCACCUAAGCAUUAUCAGCCCUGAUUAUUGUUAAUUUGUUCUUUCAUAUAUUGACUUCUGUUUUAUUAUUGACUUGCUUAAACCCAUUAAUAUGUAUAAUAUUGUCAUUGUACCCUGUUGUUCUUUUUAAAAUCUUUAUAUUUUAUGACAAACCAAAAAAACAAACUUAAUUUUGCCACCAGUGCAUUUAAUUUAACAAAUAAUUAGUUUUUAAGGUAUAUUUUCUAAUUGUGUAUGUUGUACUGCGCAUAAGUCUAAGAAAUUUACAACCGAAACAUUACAACAAAUAUAUAUGUAUAUGUAUGCAUAACUUUGAAGUGUUA
Molecule: messenger RNA, 2522 nt
Organism: Drosophila serrata
Lineage: Eukaryota; Metazoa; Arthropoda; Insecta; Diptera; Drosophilidae
Gene: ZnT77C
Product: Zinc transporter 77C
Biological process (GO): detoxification of zinc ion; zinc ion transmembrane transport; intracellular zinc ion homeostasis
Cellular component (GO): membrane
Molecular function (GO): zinc ion transmembrane transporter activity
Source: RefSeq, a predicted model, not a curated record